Molecule: messenger RNA, 342 nt
Organism: Lottia gigantea (owl limpet)
Lineage: Eukaryota; Metazoa; Mollusca; Gastropoda; Lottiidae
Exons: 2
Source: RefSeq, a predicted model, not a curated record
UGGCUCAAAGGUAGCAAAUACUGGCUCAUAAAUAGCAAAUUCUGGCUCAUAGAUAGCAAAUACUGGCUUAUAAAUAGCAGAUACUGGCUCUUAGAUAGCAAAUACUGGCUCAUAAACAGCAAAUUCUGGCUCAUAGAUAGCAAAUACUGGCUUAUAAAUAGCAGAUACUGGCUCAUAGAUAGCAAAUACUGGCUCAUAGGUAGCAGAUACUGGCUCAUAGAUAGCAAAUACUGGCUCAUAGAUAGCAAAUACUGGCUCAAAGAUAGCAAAUACUGGCUCAUAGAUAGCAAAUUCUGGCUUGAAUAUGAAAUCCCAAUGAAAAUCCAAGAUGUAAAUUUAUGA